Messenger RNA from Brenthis ino (lesser marbled fritillary), 474 nucleotides. The record is from the annotation of a GenBank genome assembly. NCBI's taxonomy places the organism in Eukaryota, Metazoa, Arthropoda, Insecta, Lepidoptera, Nymphalidae.
AUGAGCGGUCGCCAAUCCUGGAACGAAGAAGAGAUGGCGAAGGCCGUGGCUGCCGUGGUUUCUGGCAAAAUGGGCUACAAGCUCGCUGCCAGAACGUUCCAUAUACCACGCUCCACUCUACAAAGACGAGCUAGUAAAGUACGCUAUCAACAACCUGAUGAACCAAAGCCGUUAAUGGGACACUAUAGACGUGUAUUCACAGAAAGUCAAGAGAAAGAUUUAGUAGGAUAUAUUAAAAGCAUGGAAAAAUUUUUCAUGGGCGUUUCAAGAAGAGAUAUUCGGGAACUUGCAUUCCAAUACGCUGAAGACAACAAUCUUAAUCACCCAUUCGAUGUAAACACCCGUAUGGCUGGCGAAGAUUGGGUGAGGAAUUUUUUAAAACGAAAUCCUGAACUGCUUCAUAAAUCAGAAAAAGAAUACGAACUGGAGCCGGUGAACUUUGAUCAGUUUUAUCACUUCAUGUGUCAAUCGUCA